AUGGGUUAUACAUCGAUCGUCUCGGGAAUUCUUAUGAGCCUUGCUCUGCAAGGCACACAGGCUGCUUCCAUACCAAGAGAUGAGAUCUUGAAUAGGGCGUCGUUACUAGACCCAUACACGUUGCCAUCAAAGGCGACCGACUCGUUUGCUCGCUCUUUGGCCAUCACCCUGAAGCAAAGCGGCUACACGUACGGUCCUCCGGUCGCAGGUGGACCAUACUUUCCAACGGGCGUCCUAGGUUUAGUCAGGGUGGCAGCGGAUGGAGUUGCGAUUUCGGCCGACCUCGCACCCGUCACAGCUGCCGCUGGACUGGACAGUGCCGAGAGCCUUGCAUCGGCAGCGGAAUAUAAUGGCCUGCAAACGUUGCAUGACUAUACGCUACUCUACGAUGGCCACUGGAAAGACACGCUACCCUCUGGGCCGGUGCCAGGAAUUCUGACCAACUACACCCAGGACCUACUCUUUUCAAUGGAGCGUCUGUCACUGAGUCCCUAUCAAGUAAAGAGGCUCAAUCCAACCUCAGACGAGCUACAGUUCAGCAUUGAUGAUGCGGUCGCUCAGAAUAUCACUGGUUUGACGCUGCAAGGGCUCUUCAGCGACGGACGACUGUUUUACGCCGACUACAGAGACCAGAAGGACUUGACCAGGACAGAACGCUACGCUGCUGCUUGUGAUGCCUACUUCUACAUUGAUCAAACGUCUGGAGACUUUUUGCCCCUGGCUAUCCGGACAAAUGUGGGCGAGAACCUGAUCUAUACCCCGAAUGACGAGCCCAAUGACUGGCUUCUUGCCAAGAUCAUGUACAACGUCAAUGACUUUUGGUUUGCUCAGUGGAACCAUUUGGCCAGCACGCAUGAAGUUGUCCAGAUCACCUAUCUGGCCGCCAUUAGGACGCUGAGUGACGAUCAUCCCGUCCUGGCCAUUCUCGACCGUAUCACUUACGAGGUCUUUGCGAUUCAGCCACUGGCUGCCAGCUUGUUGUUCAAUGCGGGAGGCGCUGCUGAUGAACUGUUUCCAUUUACUGGCACAGAGGCUCAGGAUUACUCAACUAAACGAUACUCAGAGGACGGCAGCGGUCGUUUUGAGGCCAACUAUUUGGAAACCGACCUUGAGUCUCGUGGACUCUUGAACAGCCAGUUUGGACCAGCACUCAAGCACUUUCCAUUUUACGAAGAUGCUUCUGUCAUCCACGACGCCAUUCACGCAUUCAUGACUUCAUUUGUAGAUUCCUAUUACCAAAAGGACUCUGAUGUGACUGGGGACACGGAACUGCAAGCCUGGGUGACUGAGGCACAAGGCCCAGCGGAGGCCAUCGACUUCCCCACGAUUCAGAGCAAGUCUGCACUGAUUGAUGCUCUGACACAUAUGGCUCAUCUCGUCUCGGCGGCCCACCAUACCAUCAACACCAACGAGCUCCUCUCGGCCAGCUCAACACUGCCCUUUCACACGCCCUCGCUAUACCAAGCGCCGCCGGCAUCCAAGGGAUCCGUGGACAAUGUGGCCACAUUCCUCCCAAAGUUGGACAAGGUAGAGACGCAGCUUGGGUUCGCGGCGCUGUUUGCGCGUGAGGGCUUUGCCGGCACCAACCGCACUCUGUCGCACAUGUUUGACGACAACGACAUGCUGGAUCGCAUGGAUGAUGAUGUUCGGGCAGCCGCCGCUACCUUUUACGACAGCAUGCAAGAGCUCAGCGCCCAAGUAUCCUCGCGGACAUUUACAGCGGAUGGGCUGAGCCAGGGCAUGCCGUUUGUUUGGAAGGCUUUGGACCCAAAUGUCGCCCCUUUCUCGUUGACUGUCUAA
Molecule: messenger RNA, 1800 nt
Organism: Pestalotiopsis fici W106-1
Lineage: Eukaryota; Fungi; Ascomycota; Sordariomycetes; Amphisphaeriales; Sporocadaceae
Exons: 3
Coding region: 1-1800 (599 amino acids)
Biological process (GO): lipid oxidation
Molecular function (GO): oxidoreductase activity, acting on single donors with incorporation of molecular oxygen, incorporation of two atoms of oxygen; metal ion binding
Source: RefSeq, a predicted model, not a curated record